Molecule: messenger RNA, 582 nt
Organism: Penicillium salamii
Lineage: Eukaryota; Fungi; Ascomycota; Eurotiomycetes; Eurotiales; Aspergillaceae
Source: the annotation of a GenBank genome assembly
AUGGCACCCCCGCGCCAGCGCACCGCAGCAAUACAAGAUGACUCAAGAUCCGAAGCCUCCAGCGGCACAAGAGAAUACCCCAAGCCCAAAUCCCGCAGACCAGCCAAAGACAAGUCCAUCACCAGCGCUCCAGUCGAACAAGACGAACCAAGAGUACGAGACCCCAAGAGAUCUCAUUCCCAAUUCCACUUCUCAAUCUCUCAAACCAAUGUUUCAAUUCCAAGUUCUAACACCCCCCAGCUCCCCUGGACAGACCUCCCUCUCGAAAUCCUCCAUUCAUACCGCCACCUCCACAAGCUCCCGACCCCCUCCGCUUUCGCAAGCGAUUACUCGCGCAUAGUGCUAUCUCAAGGCGUCGGCCUCCGCUCCCCAACUUCUCUCGCUGCUCGCCGCGCCCAGUCCUCAAGAUCGGACUCGCUUCGUCGCGGCCAGGACCGCGUGAGUAAAGAUCAAUUCGCACUAGUUGUUCGCAGACAUUUCAAUAGCGCUGGUCUCUCCGAGCAGGAGACUAUCGCCCGCUUCUUGUAUACUGUGCGGGAGGAACGGCGCGGGAGGCAAUUCAGACUGCGCUUUCAGCCUUAA